AUGGGAAAUCCAAAGAAUCCAUCAAAUUCGAACGAAGAUCUUCACACGGCCGCUCGAUCAGGAGACUUGCUCGCUGUGCAGACAAUAUGCAGCUCAAAUCCUUUGGCCAUUAAUUCCAGAGAUAAGCACUCCAGAACCCCACUACAUCUAGCAGCAUGGUCAGGGCAGGCACAAGUAGUGAGUUACCUCUGCAAGAACAAGGCUGAUGUUGGUGCUGCCGCCAUGGAUGACAUGGGUGCGAUACACUUUGCUGCUCAAAAAGGUCAUUUAGAAGUUGUUCGGAUUCUCCUUUCAUCCGGAGUCUCUGUCAAAUCUUCCAAUCGCAAGGGCAUGACCGCUCUUCACUAUGCUGUUCAAGGGUCCAACCUGGAACUUGUCAAGUACUUGGUGAAGAAAGGUGCAAAUAAGGAUGCGAAGACCAAAGCAGGGAAAACCCCUCUUGACCUUGCAAGCAGUGAAGAAGUCCGCUUAAUUUUAGUUGAAACUGAAGCAGCAUCCAAGAAAGGAGAUUUGAAUGGCAAAGAUAAAGGUGAAGCAGCUCAUUUGAAAUUGUCGUCACAGGGAAAAGGAGAAGGUUCUGAUGGUGAGGCUGCUGCGGCUAGGCACGAAGAAGCUGAAAAAGAGAAAGAUGAAUCAGCCAAGAGGAAAGGUGAUGAAGGUGAAAUCAAGGAAAAUUUGCCAGAAUCGAAGAAGGCAAAGGUUGCUCUUAAUCAUCUUCUAGUUUCAGAUGACGCACAAGAAGGGGAAGAAAAUCUUUAA
Messenger RNA from Ilex paraguariensis (yerba mate), 759 nucleotides. The record is from the annotation of a GenBank genome assembly. Lineage: Eukaryota; Viridiplantae; Streptophyta; Magnoliopsida; Aquifoliales; Aquifoliaceae.